Molecule: messenger RNA, 933 nt
Organism: Penicillium daleae
Lineage: Eukaryota; Fungi; Ascomycota; Eurotiomycetes; Eurotiales; Aspergillaceae
Exons: 5
Coding region: 1-933 (310 amino acids)
Biological process (GO): secondary metabolite biosynthetic process
Molecular function (GO): FAD binding
Source: RefSeq, a predicted model, not a curated record
AUGUUUCGCAUCGCUAUCGUCGGUGGCGGCAUUGGGGGCUUAUUCGCAGCUUUAUCCAUUAAGCACCACUGUGGACUCAACGACAUCCACAUCGACAUCUAUGAACAAGCUCCUGAAUAUCGAGAAAUUGGUGCCGGACUGGGGCUCUUGGAAGAGGCUCUGAAGAUCGCAGGUGACCGACAAGGCGUCUGGCUUUCUUUUCGUCGAUAUGACACAGGUUCGGAGGUUCAUACAGUCAGGACACCAACAGAAGGUAAUACAGCACCGUUACCGAUGCAUCGCGCGGAAUUCCUGGAGAUUCUCAUCCAGGCUAUUGAAAGCCGAGACGCGGCAACUUUGCAUACGAACAAGCAUUGCCAGACGCUCGAGGAUCACGGGCACAAAAUGUCAAUAACAUUCAAAGAUGGAACAAUAACGGCAGCAGACCUAGUAAUUGGCGCAGAUGGCAUCCACUCAGCUGUGCGCUCGCAUUAUGUGAAUGACAGCGCCCAGUAUGGCGGAAUGGUAGUCUAUAGAGGCCUUUGCGACAUCGACAAGAUCAGGAACGCGUGGACACUUCCAACGUUUUCUGCACUCUUUAUGGCUCCUGGAAAGCACUUUCUUACGUUCCCUAUUAGCAACAGCAAAAUCCUCAAUGUGGUUGGGUUUGUGACUACUCCAUGGGAAAAGCUCGAGAAUACAACAGAAAGCUGGACACUCGCAAGUGAGAAAGCGGUAGUUAAAGAAGAAUUCAAGGAUUUCACUGCAGCAGUACAGGCAGUCACUGAGAAUAUGGAUACCAAUCCAUUGAAAUGGAUUCUUUUUGGCCGAAAGUCGAGCCCGGAAUGGAUCUUUUCGGGAGGCAAGGUGGCUCUGCUUUGCGAUGCAGCGCAUGCAAUGUGUCCCCAUCAAGCUAGAGCUUACCCGAUGGCCCGAGUAUAUCCGAGGGCAUAG